GUCAGGUCGGGGAGCCGGUCCAGUUCCCGCUCGCUGCCGCCGCCGCCCCCCGCAGCGACUCUCCCGCCUCAUCAGCCGCGCCGGCUGCGGAAGCAGCUUCUUCGACACUGCUCGGCCUUGGAACCGCCAACCCGGGAGCAGUGCUCCCGGAGGCGACACGCCGAGUCCCCCAUCACCUCUAGCCGGGGCGAACCCGCCCAGGUCCGCCCUCGCCCUGUGCGGCCGCCGGAGCCCCCGGCCCUGAGUGGCCCUGCGUCCGCACUCCAGCCCUUUCACUCCCGCAGCCGCCGCCGCCCCCCGCCCAGAACAUGGACUCCGACUCCUGCGCCGCCGCCUUCCACCCGGAGGAGUACUCCCCCAGCUACAAGAGGCGCAGGACUGUGGAGGAUUUCAACAAAUUCUGUACCUUUGUCUUGGCUUACGCUGGCUAUAUCCCUUAUCCUAAAGAGGAGCUGCCUUUGCGGAGCAGCCCCAGCCCUGCCAACAGCACUGCUGGUACCAUUGACAGUGAUGGCUGGGAUGCUGCGUUCCCAGACAUCACAUCCUCUGUGACCCUGCCCGUCUCUGACCGCUGCUUCAGCCACCUACAGCCCACCCUCUUACAGCGGGCCAAGCCCAGUAACUUCCUCCUGGACAGAAAGAAGACUGACAAGCUGAAGAAGAAGAAGAAGAGGAAGCGGAGGGAUAGUGAUAUGCCUGUCAAGGAGGAGUACAUGGGGAGCUUGCUGAAGCUGGAAGCCGCUGAUCCAUAUGUCGAGACUCCUACGAGUCCCACCCUGCAGGAUAUCCCCCAGGCCCCCAGCGACCCUAGCUCGGGCUGGGACUCUGACACACCCUCAAGUGGCUCUUGUGCCACGGUAUCACCUGAUGAGGUCAAAGAAAUAAAGACUGAAGGCAAACGGACUAUCAUCCGGCAGGGAAAGCAGGUGGUGUUCCGGGAUGAGGACAGCACUGGCAACGAUGAGGACAUCAUGGUGGAUUCAGAUGAUGAUUCUUGGGACCUCGUCACCUGCUUCUGCAUGAAGCCAUUUGCUGGCCGCCCCAUGAUCGAGUGUAACGAGUGCCACACUUGGAUCCACCUGUCCUGUGCAAAAAUCCGGAAAUCCAAUGUUCCGGAAGUGUUUGUCUGCCAAAAGUGCCGGGACUCCAAGUUUGAUAUCCGCCGUUCCAACCGUUCCCGAAUGGGCUCCCGGAAGCUGUUUCUGGACUGAGUGCUGGUGUGAGAGGAGGCUGGGCAAGGAAUUGGAAGGGACUGUGGGCUUUCUGGCCCCUUUCUUAGUUGAGCACAGAACUCUUAGCUCUGG
Molecule: messenger RNA, 1304 nt
Organism: Orycteropus afer afer
Lineage: Eukaryota; Metazoa; Chordata; Mammalia; Tubulidentata; Orycteropodidae
Gene: PHF13
Product: PHD finger protein 13
Biological process (GO): mitotic chromosome condensation
Molecular function (GO): chromatin binding
Source: RefSeq, a predicted model, not a curated record